Guyanagaster necrorhizus is the source of this 1007-nucleotide messenger RNA. RefSeq lists its product as uncharacterized. The record is from RefSeq and is a predicted model, not a curated record. The transcript has a single exon. Lineage: Eukaryota; Fungi; Basidiomycota; Agaricomycetes; Agaricales; Physalacriaceae. The coding region runs from base 264 to 572 and encodes 102 amino acids.
GUUCACUGCCACUGUCUCUGGAUUUUCCCAGCAAAACUCCCGUCACGGGGCCCGCCUACGGGUCUUUUGACGCUUUGGGGACAAAUUCUCCGUCACCACCAGCUGGAAAGGCAUCUUUCAGGGAUGAGAGGAGAAAUUGACUAUGUAAUGUCACGAGGAACAAAGAGACUGGCGAUCUCGCCUCAGUGACUGAGUACUGGCAAGGUCAUCUUUCCGCGACUCUUUAUGUCCAGGAUCUCGAGUUCGAUCAAGAUUUCAUGCCAAUGACGACUUUCAGAGACGCGGGUUUUUGGAAUGGGCUUCGUGUCGUUGUGCCUGACCGCUUCGAAUCUCACGGAAGCAAAGGAUAUUGCACAGGCCACAAGCAUCACCUCUUUGAUCGCUCAGGAAUCCUUCAUCAUGACACCAGCUUGGCUAAUCUGAUGUGUCAAAGGAGAGACGGAAAAAUCUGUGGUGUCCUCAAUGAUCAAAGUUACAGUCAUAACUUUGAUUCGUACUCCUCGGUUGUCUCGAGUUCAUCUCUCCGGCAUAAGGAUACCCUGCCUUACAUGAUUCAUGACUUUCUGGGUUAGUCAGACGUUGACUAUCUGUAUCGCCCUGACAUCGAAGCCCUCUACUACGUUCUACUGCUGCUCUGCUUACCAUUACGAGAUUUGUCCGGUACGCAAAAGGACGGGUCUUGGUGGACUUCAAAAACCUGAAGACAGUGAUUUCCGAUCAGUGGUUUGACAGAACGAUCAUGACGGUUACUUGCCGCCCACAAACACAGUUUCCUGACCGGUCAUCAGACAAUUUCUACGCCGGCCUCAUUUUCUGUCUUUCUUCUGUGGCUCGAUAUUUGUUUGCAGGAGGGAUGGCUGCGCUGGCAGAUUCAAAGACCAGAUGCCAUCAGCAAUCUCCUCGAGACCCGGGAAAGGGACAUUGAACGUCUUGUGCCCUUCGACAACAAGACCAUCGUAGGCAUAUCAUCUACUCCAAAAUUGUGAAAAUCAUGUCGAAUCAAUGGU